UGAGAGCUUUAGUCGGUGAGUUCACAUAAGUUAUGAUUACCCGGUUGAUUUAUUCACAAUUUGCCUGCAGUCGAAGAUGUUUUUCAUCAAAAAGUACAAUUUUCGGGCUUUCUUCAGGUGCUGGGAAAUGUGGUGUUGCUGUAAUACGAGUCUCCGGAGAUGCUAGUGCUGAUGUUUUGCGAUCGAAGACAAAGACGAAGGAUCUUCCGAUUCCGAGAAAAGUAUGCCUGAAGGGAAUUUUGCACUCCAAGACUGCAGAAAUGAUAGAUCGAGGUUUGGUGAUUUGGUUUCCAGGACCAAGCAGCUUUACCGGAGAGGAUUCGGUAGAAUUUCAUGUUCACGGAGGUGUAGCUGUGGUUAGUGCAAUGUAUGAUAGCUUGGGUUCUGUCGACGGGGUGCGCCUGGCAGAGCCGGGAGAAUUUACAAAACGUGCCUUCUACGCUGGAAAGAUGGAUCUUACGGCGGUCGAAGGCUUGGCAGAUUUGAUUGAUGCUGAAACUGAAGCACAGAGGAAACAAGCUCUACUUCAGGCGAGUGGGGAACUAUCGAAGCUCUACAAUCGGAUUAGAUCUAGACUUGUGAAAUGCAUCGCACAUAUGGAAGCUUACAUAGAUUUUGCUGAAGACCAGGAUGUGGGCGAUGAUGUUUUAACUGAGGUUAAGAAGGAUGUCGGUGUUUUAGUUGCAGAUAUUCAGGCUCAUUUACACGAUCACAGACGAGGUGAACGGUUAAGGUCAGGUGUUCGGGCAGUCGUAAUAGGAGCUCCAAACGUUGGAAAAAGCAGUUUUGUGAAUCUCCUCAGUAAUAGAAAAGUAUCCAUCGUGACAGAUGUUGCCGGAACAACUCGAGAUAUUGUUGAAAGCCAUCAUGAUAUUGGAGGCUAUCCUUUUAUUCUAGCUGAUACCGCUGGCCUAAGAGCUUGUACAAAAGACAUUGUCGAAAAAGAAGGCAUCACAAAAGCUAAAGACUACAUUGAAUUGGCUGAUCUAAUAAUCUUGAUGGUUGAUUCGACACAUUUCCAAAAAAAUCGUUUCUCAAAUAAUAUAGAUCAAUACAUAGAUGAUUAUUUAAACACGCUUGGUUACGAUCGGAGCAUCUUUACCAAAACACGUUCAAUCGUGAUCUUUAAUAAAACCGAUUUGCUUCCAGAGGAAACUUUAAAAAUUGUCCAAACACUUCCAAAUAUCCAGUGUCUUUCAUGUCAUAAUCACAAUGGCUUCGAAAAGGUGCUGAAAGAAGUUACCAAGAACUUAAAGUUUCUUUGUGGAAACCCAAAUAAAGAAAACCCACAUCUUAGUCAACAAAGACAUCGAUACCAUUUAAAACAAUGCGUUCAGAACAUGGAAAAGUUUACACAAUAUCUAAAUGAAGACUGUAAUCCGGAUAUGGCGAUCGCGACUCAACAACUUCGAAGCGCGAUAAGAAACAUCGGGAAAAUAACUGGAUCCGUUGAAACUGAAGAAAUUCUAGAUGUAAUUUUUAGUAGUUUUUGUAUUGGUAAAUAAAAUUGGCUGUGGUACUAGAA
Messenger RNA from Malaya genurostris, 1525 nucleotides. Its product is annotated as tRNA modification GTPase GTPBP3, mitochondrial. Lineage: Eukaryota; Metazoa; Arthropoda; Insecta; Diptera; Culicidae. Gene Ontology annotation, biological process: tRNA methylation; tRNA wobble uridine modification. Gene Ontology annotation, molecular function: protein binding; GTPase activity; GTP binding. Gene Ontology annotation, cellular component: cytoplasm; mitochondrion. The coding region runs from base 33 to 1505 and encodes 490 amino acids. The record is from RefSeq and is a predicted model, not a curated record. The transcript is spliced from 3 exons.